GGGCUCCCUUGCCAGUCGCCAAAGGUUAGUGAGGAGGCGCUUUCUCAAUACGAUCUCGCAUUAUUCCAUUUAGUAAACCAUGCCUUCUUCAAGGCAUUAUUAUUCCUGGCAGCAGGGGUAGUAAUACAUGCGCUCAAUGACGAACAGGACAUGAGAGCCUAUGGUGCCCUAGUCCAACUAUUACCCUUCACUUACACUAUGCUGCUGAUAGGUUCACUAUCUUUGAUGGCUAUACCUUUCUUAACAGGUUUCUAUUCAAAAGAGCUGAUCAUAGCUUCAGCUUACGGUAAUUACUCAGUCUCCGGCCAUGUUGGAUAUUGGUUAUCCGUUCUAGCUGCACUGUUUACAGCUCUUUACUCGACUCGGAUGCUCUACUUAACAUUCUAUAAUCGACCUAAUGGGGGUAAGGAUCGGUACCUAUCUGUUCACGAGUCACCCGUGAUUAUGGCCAUUCCACUGGUUAUCUUAGCUAUAUUAAGUAUAUUCUUCGGAUAUUUCGGUCAAGACGCCUUUGUAGGUGCAGGCUCAAACUUUUAUGGGAAUGCUCUAUUUCAGCAUCCUAAUCAUGUUCUCUUAGUUGAUACGCAUUUUUCUGUUCCUCUCCUAUACAAUCUUCUUCCUGUCGUACUCCCUUCUAUUGGCUCUGUACUCCUGCUGGCUCUGUAUACUUUCUACCCUCGCUCCUUAAUAUCCCUCAUUAGUAGCAAGUUAGGGAGAUCGGCCUAUGCCUGUUUAAAUCAAGCGUAUCGGUUCAAUCUCCUAUAUGCGCUAAUAACAAAUAAAGUUCUUGCAUUAGCUUUCUACUGCUCUAAAACACUCGAUCGUGGCGUCUUAGAGCUGUUAGGGCCUUAUGGGCUGGUUAGCCUACUAUUAAAAGCCAGUCAGAAUAUGGCAACCUUAGAUACAGGCUUUGUGCCCCACUAUGCGUUGUAUUUCGUCUUGGCUUUGAUUUCGUUCGUAAUUCUAACCUUUCAGGUUAACGAACCUGAAUAUCUGUUAAUUCUUAUUGUGCGUCAUUAUUCAAACAGCCAGGGUAUCCCUGCUUUAACAACAGAGCAGCAUGAUGCUCUCAUAGGCUGUACACUCGGAGACCUUAAGAUUC
Molecule: messenger RNA, 1102 nt
Organism: Paraglomus brasilianum
Lineage: Eukaryota; Fungi; Glomeromycota; Glomeromycetes; Paraglomerales; Paraglomeraceae
Source: the annotation of a GenBank genome assembly